AUGGACACGAUCCAAACCGUCAUCGUCGACCCGCUGAAACCGGUCCUCCAGCCCAUCAGCUCCGCAUUGCCUGCGCCGGUCCACGAUGCCAUCAUCUCUCUGAUCGGGUCGCCAUGCCACAGCGCGCUCCUGUUGGAUUUGGAUGUGAGCAAGGACCCGGAGUGCACGUCGCUGGCGAUUUCCAAGGCCCUUGGGCUUGCCAUCGUCGGAGCCAGCGCUAUCGUCAAGGUCCCCCAGAUUCUCAAGCUAAUCAGCUCGCGUUCUUCGGCCGGCGUGUCUUUCAUCUCUUAUGCUAUGGAGACGGCGAGUCUUCUCAUCACAUUGUCUUACAAUGUUCGCCAGCAGUUCCCUUUCAGCACAUUUGGUGAAACCGCUUUGAUCGCAGUGCAGGAUGUGGCUAUCGGUGUCUUGGUUUUGACUUUCGCUGGCAAGCCUGCUGCUGCCGCCACCUUUGUCGCCGUGAUUGCUGCUAGCAUUUACGCCCUUCUUGUCGAUCAAACUCUAGUCGACUCGCAGACACUCUCACUUCUCCAGGCCGGCGCCGGUGUGCUUGGUGUUGCAAGCAAGCUCCCGCAAAUCUUCGCGAUCUGGAGCGAAGGCAGCACUGGACAACUGAGUGCAUUUGCGGUGUUUAACUACCUCUUUGGUUCCCUGUCCCGUAUCUUUACAACCCUACAAGAAGUGGACGACAAGCUCAUCCUGUACAGCUUCGUCGCGGGUUUCACCCUUAAUGUCGUGAUUGCCCUCCAAAUGCUGUACUACUGGAACAGCCCAGCAAACAAAAAGGCUGCCAAGCCGAAGGGAGCCAAGAAGGCUGUCGCAAACUCUCCGGCGGCCGCUGAGAGCACCGGUGUCUCUCCAAAGCCUGCCGGGAAGACCCCUACCACUCGUAGGAGGGGUUGA
This is a messenger RNA of Talaromyces proteolyticus, 903 nucleotides long. Its product is annotated as putative monosaccharide-P-dolichol utilization protein. Bases 1 to 903 code for a protein of 300 amino acids. The record is from RefSeq and is a predicted model, not a curated record. The transcript has 2 exons. Lineage: Eukaryota; Fungi; Ascomycota; Eurotiomycetes; Eurotiales; Trichocomaceae.